Daldinia childiae is the source of this 1326-nucleotide messenger RNA. RefSeq lists its product as uncharacterized. Gene Ontology annotation, cellular component: cytoplasm. The coding region runs from base 1 to 1326 and encodes 441 amino acids. The record is from RefSeq and is a predicted model, not a curated record. Gene Ontology annotation, molecular function: sphingomyelin phosphodiesterase activity. Lineage: Eukaryota; Fungi; Ascomycota; Sordariomycetes; Xylariales; Hypoxylaceae. The transcript has 2 exons.
AUGAAGCGCUCAACCACGAGUCUUGCCGUCCCAGUCGGUGCAUUGGCCCUGCUAAUCAGCGAUGUAUUGGCAGCCAGUAGCGGCGAGUUUAGCGUCCUUAGCAUGAACGUCGCAGGCUUGCCAGAUUUCCUUAAUAACAACGAGGUCCCCGGAGACAAGACCACCAACUCGGGGUUGAUAGGCACUAAGUUAGCGCAGUACGAUUAUGAUAUAAUUCACGUACAAGAGGACUUCAACUAUCACGCCUACAUCUACGAUGCGGACACGCACCCGUACCGUACGGCUACUUCGGGUGGUGUGCCCUUCGGCUCCGGACUCAACACCUUAUCGAACUUCGACUGGGUUGACUAUGAGCGCGUCAAAUGGGAAACCUGCAGCAUUGGGUCAGGCGACUGUUUGACCCCUAAAGGUUUUACCUUUAUGCGUGCCGCCAUCGACGAUGGUGUUUACGUCGACGUAUACAACCUACACACAGACGCGGGUAGCGAGAGCGGCGAUAUAACAGCACGUGCCGCCAAUCUCAAGCAGGUAGCUGACGCCAUCGAUGCCCGUAGUUCUGGCAACGCUGUGCUUGUAUACGGCGACACCAAUAGCCGCUACACGCGGACGGGUGACGGUAUCCGCAUCUUCUCGGAGCAGAACGGACUCACGGACCCUUGGGUUGAACUUGUGCAUGAUGGCACCAUUCCGAACGUCGAAACCAUUUGCGAAAAUCCAAGCACCACUAACGAAUGCGAGACAGUCGACAAAGUCUUUUACCGCGGGAGCGCGCUUCUCGAUCUGAGCGCUACGUACUGGAAUUAUGAGAGUACCAAGUUCCUACAGUCCAACGGCAGUAUCCUAUCAGACCAUAACCCUAUCACUGUGAAUUUUACCUGGUCAGCGGGAUCAAGUCUGCAACAAUCUGGAUUUUGGGGUGGCCCGCACGGUACUUGGUUUAGUGAUGUAACAUCGCUGUCGGGAAAGACGUCACCAAAGGUUAGCACGCUCACCUUCCGGGGCGGGGAGAGGUUAGAUAACGUUGGCCUAACGUUAGCUGAUGGCACGACGUUUACGCACGGAGGCGAUGGUGGCAAUGUUGCGACCUUAACGCUUAAUGCCAAUGAACACUGGACUAGCGCUCAGUUGUGCCAAGGCCAGAAGAGCGAUCAGACGCGCAACUUCUACAUAAAGGCGACAACGAGUGCAGGCCGGACUUUAGAGGCCGGAAAGUCUACUUCGGCUUGCUCGACGUUCACGGCGCCGGAUGGGUGGGGCAUUGUCGGCUUCUUAGGCCAGUGCGGUGAUGAGAUAGAUCAGUUGGCGUUCGUGUAUGCGCCGCAGUAG